CGGCACCGCAGCCAUCUUAGGUGUGGGCAUAGUGCCCGUUCUCACUACGAAUCUGCGGAGCGGGGUUAGUUUUGUCUCCUCCAGGCGGUCAGAUUGAAUGGGGGAAAGAACGGAGCGCGUCGCGCCUGCGCUCUGUGUAAUUAUGACCACUCAAAAGGAGGAGCAGCCUUACCCUUUCGUAGAUAUAUAUGAUGAAGAUGAAGCUGACAGAACCUUUCUUCUGUCUAAGCCCACCUGCUUCAUCAUUCUUGGAAAACCAGGUGUUGGGAAGAAUACAUUAGCCAAAAAAUUAGCACAGUUUUGGAAGUGCACACUCAUUAAUGCUUUAGAGCUUAUAGAUGAGAACAUAACCGCAGAAACAGAAUAUGGAAUUCAGAGUAAAGAAUUGCUUUACCAAGGUCAAAGUGUUCCGGAAGAAUUGAUUAUAAAGAUGCUUCUGAAUAAGAUUGAAUCGCCAGAGGUUAUGCACUUUGGUUAUGUUCUGUGUGACUUUCCAUCUCUUUCAGAAGAAUUCAUGAGUAUACCAGAACAAAUAGAGGCAAUUAGAAAUUUAAAAUUAAAAGCCGAUGUCCUCAUUAAUAUUAAGUGUCCUGAUUAUGAUUUGUGCCAAAGACUCUCUGGGCAAAGACAGCUCCCUGAUACAGGACAAGUAUUUCAAAGGACAGAGUGGGAUCCCGAUAUUAUUGAAAAGCGUAAGAAAAAAAAGAAGGAACCACGUAAAACAACAGAAGAGGAAGAGGAGGAGGAAGAACAGGAGGAGGAGGAGGAGGAAGAAACAGCUGAGGCAAUAGCUGACCAGAUCAUGUUAACGGAAAUUCUGCCACAUUUAGUACAAAGACCAGAAGACUUUUUGGAAAAUACACAAGAGAGAAUUGCGAUCUAUAAGGACACUAUGCUGCAUCCCCUAGAGGAAUUAAUGGCCGAACAGGAUUCCCAAUAUCUUUUUGAAUUAGAUGGGAAUAAAACCCCAGAAGAACUCUUUGCAUCAGUAAUAAUCCGCCUCCAGUCCAUGGGCCUGAGAAAUGGAGCACUUAUCACCAAACUUCAGAGUGCAGAGGAAGAAAUAUUAGAUGGACUGGAGACCGAUGAACUUUUCCGGGUGCUCGGGAGCUAUAAACUUGUAGCUCCAAGAUACAGAUGGCGCCGCAGCAAGUGGGGGCGAGCAUGUCCUGUGGCUUUAAAAGGCGGUGAAAUCAUAAUGGGAUCACCAGAUUUUGCUGUUAGUUUCUUAGGUAAAAUGUACAUGUUGUCAUCUGAAGAAGCACAGAGAGAGUUUAUGUUGAAUCCUCGUCCCUACCUCCUAUCACCUAUGCCGCUUCCACCUUGCAAAGUAUUAAUAAUUGGACCUCCGCUUUCUGGGAAAUCAACCCUGUGUGAUUUGGUUGCAGACUAUUAUCACGGAAAGGUUCUGGAUACAGAGUUUCUUCUAAAAAGGCAUUAUGAAGAAGCAAGAAUAGAACUCAUUGAGCAGACUCGUAUUGAAGCAACAGAGGCAGGCAUUGCCCAAGUGAAGGAAAAACGAGAAAUAGAACGCCAGUUAAGGGAGCAAGCUCUACUUGCUGCCCAAGAACUCUCUGAGAAGGAUGCUGAUGAAUAUGAAGAAAGCCUUCACAUUGAUGAGAAAAGUUCAACACUGCCUAGUGAGUCAACAUCUGCUAGCCAAAAAGAGAGUAUUACCCUAAAAGAGAGUGGCACCAUAAAAGAAGAAGAUGAAAAUGAAGAGCUAUCCUCAUUCCAAACUACAGAUCAAACUGAAUUGUCAGCAGAGCAAACUGAAUCAGAGGUUUCUCCUGACCAUCCAGAAGUCCAAGAAGUGGUUCAGAAAGCAGUAGAAGCUGCAAUGUUAGCACCAAUAUUGCUGCCCCCCAAAGCGUAUACUGAAGUAUUGGAAGAAGCCAUUACAGCGGUUUCUCAAACGAAUCAAGACAGAUAUCCUGGAGCUCCAGCAAAAGGAGGAUGGGUAGUAGAUAAUUUCCCCCCAUUGUCGGAACACUGGGCAGCUUUGGCAGAGAAUGGACUUCUACCUGAUAUUGUGAUUUGUCUGAAGAAUGCUCAACAAAAUGGGAGAAUUUUAUUAACUAGAUUGUACCAAGCAAAUAAAGAAGAAGUUGAUGCUAAGAUUAUACAAAGACUAACAGAUGAAGCUUUAAAGAAGAAACAAGAGGAAGAAGCAGCAAAAAGAGAACUGCAAGAAAUGUUGAGAUUGCAAGACGAAGAAUCUGCAGAAGACAGAGAAUCCAUGGACUUCCUGGAGCAUCCAUCUGCAGCUGAAUCACAAUCCAAAUCUCAGUCUGGGACUGAUUUAACAGUACAACAUACUGAUUCUCCUAAAGAGAAGGAAAAAUCUAAAGAAUCAGAACUGUCUGAGCGUCAGCUUGAAGCACAGUCAUCUGAAGAGUCCAAAGAACAUGAAGAAUCAAAGUCAGAGUCAAUAGAACGCCAUGAAAGUGAAUUAAAAGAGGAGUCACAUCUUGAAAUACUGAAAAGCAUUGCAUCUGAACUAGGAAUAACGUUUCCUGAGUAUCCUGAAGAUGGUUUCCCAGAUGUGGCUGAAAUGGAACCCCUUAAAAACAAAGUGCUUCAGUUCACACAACGUUGGCAAAAAAUGGAGGCAACACUUGCAGAAUCACCGUUAGUUCAGAUUGCUGAGUUAGAGAUCGAAGGGCAAACCGCACAGAUGCUCCUGAACCAGAGCAUUCUAGCUAUGGAACAACCUUUGAAGUAUCAUGGCUGGGAAUUUGGUCCUGAAGAUGAGGAAGAAGAACAAGAAGAUUUGCAGGCUGAAGCAGAGGCGUUGGCAGAGGAGGAGGAGGAGGAAGAGGAAGACGAAGAUGAGGAGGAUGAUGAAGAAGAAGAAGAAGAUGAAGAAAAAAUUGCUCAGAAGAAGAGACACUUGGGAGACACCAAGCACUUUUGUCCAGUGGUUCUGAAGGAAAACUUCAUCCUUUGCCCGGGACUUACUGAAAACACUGCUAAGUAUCGAGAAAAAUUCUAUUACUUUGCAACCCCAGAAUACAGAGAUAAAUUUUUGGAAACCCCAGAAGAGUACCUGUCUCACAAUGAACCAUUAAAAGCUCCCCCCAUACGGAUAUGUCUUUUAGGCUCUCAUGGAGCAGGUAAAACAGUCUGUGCCCGCUGGUUAGCAGACAAACUAGGUAUUUUCCACAUUCAGUUUGAAGAACGUCUACAGGAACUGAUCAUGAUCAAAACAGGAAAUAGAGUAGGACCAGAAGAUGAGGAUGAAGAUGAGGAAGAAUCUUCAAUUCAGGAAAUGGCAGAAUCUGCUCCUACUGUUCAUGGCAGUACAACUGAAACGGAAUUUGAGAGUGAAGAUGAUAGUUAGCGAACCCAAGAGAAAGAAAUGCAGCUAACAGAUGAGGAAGAAGCAAUCAAGGCAAACAUAAUAGAAAAUGAACCCAUACCCCCUGAGGUACUUGACAAUAUUGUUCCUGAAUGGUGGAUGAAGGAACCAUUUCGAUCGACAGGGUUUGUCCUGGAUGGUUUCCCCCGAACUGGGGAUGAGGCUCAAUAUUUAGGAGAACAUUUGCUUUGUCCUGAUGCUGCAGUCUUUCUUGAAGUUGAUGAAGAUGAUGUUGUUGACCGGAUUCUCCCCAUGCGGGUGCAAAAAUGGCGUGAGAAACAAGCUAAGAAAAUGGAAAAGAAAAAGCUGAUGAAAGAACUAAAGGAGAAGAUCAGAGGUGACCUAAUUGCCAGAAGAAGAGCAGAACUUAUUGCUGAACAACUAAAAAGGAAGUCUGAUACGUCUAGAUUUGAAGAUCUAGAUGAAGAGGAUGAUGAAGAUGAAGAUAUUGAAGCUCUUCUAGAAGAAGAGUUUCCCAGGGAAGAUGAUGAUGCUGAAGAUGAGGAAGAGGAACAGGAGAGUGAUGCUAUUGACCGCAUGAAAACUGAAAUUUCAGAGAAAUAUGAGACAGAUAUUGCUAGCAUACAAAAUGUACAGGAGGAACUUGAAAAACUACUGAUACCUCAAAUAAUUAUUAGCUCCAAGAGGAAACCUCACAUUGUUUGCUACCAGUUGUAUAAAAAGCUGAAGGACUUGGUAGAGAACCGUGAAAGCAUUUUUGAGAAAUGUUAUCCAUUAAGAUUUCCCCUUGCACGCAAAAUGAUAGGCCUUUCCUACAAACACCCAAGUAAUUUUGGUCAGUGGGACCCUGUUAGGCUAAGUGAAGGAGAUGCUAUCAAGCCAUAUCAACACCAAGAUACUCCGAGUUAUCCUGUUCUCCAUCGAAACUGUAUUUAUUUCUUUACAAGCAAAGAAAAUAGAGAAACAUUUAUGAAAAAUCCCAUCAAAUAUCUCCGCCAACCUAAGCCUAAACCCACUGUGCCAGUGAAGAUUGCAAUUGUGGGACCUCCAAAAUCUGGAAAGACAACAGUUGCCAAAAAAUUUGCAAGUACAUACGGACUGAUGCGUCUUUCCAUGGGAGAUGCCAUCCGUUGGGUGUUACAGAAUCAGCCGGAGACUGAACUCGCACUUGUGUUGUUGUGGCACCUUCAUAAAGGGAUGACGGCACCUGAUGAACUUGCCGUGAGGGCUCUGGACAUUGUAUUGAUGGACACAGUGUGCAACACUUCAGGAUAUGUUAUUGAUGGGUACCCAGUAACAAGAAAACAAGUAGGUCUUUUAGAAGAAAUGAAAAUAAUUCCAGUAAAAAUUUUUGAGUUACAAAUCGAUGUGAAGGAGGUUUUCAGAAGAGCACUACUGGAUAAACAAACUUCUGAAAGACUUCCUUAUCCCGCGCACGACAGCUCUCAUAUUCUUUCUGUCAAGAACUCAUGUUACAAAGCACAGACUGAAGAAAUCAGACCUUACUAUGAAGAGCAGCACCAGAACUGGUAUGUGGUUGAUGCAACCCACAGCAAAUGGUGGAUAUGGAACAGAGUGCUUGAGGAUACUCAAGCUAUCACAAAACAAAUCCAGACAUAUCUUGAAAGAAUACGGCAAGGAAAAGCAGCCAGUAUUGCUGAUAUGUGUAUCAUGCCACAAGAACUGCUGUCUCGACUGGGAGAGUUUGGGCAGUACUGUCCUGUCAACCUUGCAGAAAAAGGCGAGCUUGUCGAUUGUUCUGUCUCUCCUUCACUGCGCUUUGCGGCAGAGUUUCGAGGACAUUAUUACAAAAUGGCUGGGCAGGAGGAACUGGAUAAAUUCCUGAAUGCACCAGAAUUAUAUGUUCCCCCAUUGGCACCUAAUCCUCUUCCUCUCCCAAAUAAAUUACCAAAGAGACUGACUGCAGCAGAUGUGAAGGCUUUGUUCCCUAUGCAAGCUGAAAUGCAAGGAUACUGUCCAGUUACUUACCUAGAUGGGAAGCAAAGGUAUGAAGCACUGAUACCUGGUGACACUGAAUAUGCUGUACUUUAUUGCAAAAAGCUAUAUAUCUUUGAAAGUGAAGAGAAACUUCAAAAGUUUAUGAGGCUACCAGAAAAAUACUGGGAUCAGAAACUUCCACAUAAACUUCCCCCAAUGAAAGAACCAAUAAUGCUGACGGCUCUUCCCCUGAUGGGAUACCUUGAACAGGGUGUGGCGACAGCUCUGAUAAAAGCAAUGAAUGAAGUAGGUUGUUUAAAACCAAAAUUUCCAUUUCUCAGUGUGAAAAAGACUGCUCUGCUGUUCAUAGCCUAUCAUUUAAAAGCAUAUAACCCCAGGAGCUCUGACUAUGUGCGAAAGAAGUACAAGAGGAAAUUGGAUCGGUUCAUAGAUCACUGUGAACUUAUCCCAUAUCUGGGAACCAAAAUGACACAAAAGUACAAGGAACCUCAAAAUCGGCCUAUUGACUUUGAUCACAAAUUACGGACCUUUCUGUCUCUCAAAGAUGUGGACCCAGCCUCUCAGUAACUUAGAAUUACAGACAAUGAAAAAUGUCACACAUUCAUCUAAGUUCAUAUUUGUGGGUUCUGCCUUCCAAAGGACAGUGGUUCAAACUGAUGUUUAGGCUUCUAACACUCUACAUGCACAAACCUGUACUAAAGUUCCACAACUGUUAAUGCAACAAUUUGCAAAAUGCAGUUUACAGAUCUAGCACUAAUAAUUUACACAGCUACUUGAAAGAUUCCAUUGAAUCAUAAGCACCUUUCAUUGGAAGUAACCUGUGUUCAAUCUUAAUUUUAAGUAAAUGUAUGUACAAGUGGGGCAAACGUCUACCACAGUCUUCCAGUCCUCAAUGAAUACCCUAAAAAGGCAUUCUGUGAUGAGGUCAAAGCAUUCUGACAUUUCGUAAACUCUGCUAGGCUCCUGGUGGAAGAAGCAACACUUGUCAUUCCUGUCUGGUUUUGAAGCACUGAGAACAAUUCUGAGCUUAGUAUGAACAUUUCCUUGGACUGGGGAUGUCACAGAUAGUUUGGGAUACUACAUAUUCAGAGUCUCUCCUAUUUUGCCUACAUUAUGCUCCCAAAUCCCCAAUCUCCCCAUUUCUUUUCUCUGAUUAUGUGGAAUGAUGUGCUGGAUGGAUGAAUCAAGACUCGAUCUUCCCUUUCCAGAAUCGGAGCUCUGUCACCAAUGCUGGAAUUUCCAAUCUAAUCUAUAAUCUCUGGGAAGGAUAUGGUUCCAAGGUCUGUAAGAUUAUAGUUUUAUUGUUUGUUACUGUUUUAAAGUGUCACUGAAAAAAUUCCAACCUAACAAUGUUCUUUAUUGCUGUUAAAGUUUUAAUGCAUUUUUAUUUCAAUCCAUUUUAUUAUGAUAGUUUUUGAUAAAUACUUUUGA
Molecule: messenger RNA, 6712 nt
Organism: Pogona vitticeps (central bearded dragon)
Lineage: Eukaryota; Metazoa; Chordata; Lepidosauria; Squamata; Agamidae
Source: RefSeq, a predicted model, not a curated record